AUGGAUUAUAAAGCCCUACCUAAAAUCGAGCUCCACGCUCACUUGAGCGGGAGUAUUAGCAGGCAGUGUCUCCAUGAGGUCUGGCUCAUGAAGAAGGAGGCCGGCGAGACUGAUCUCGCAGAUCCUCUCAUCGAGAUGCCUGACGGCAAGCACGAUUACAACCUCAAAACCUUCUUCCCCCUGUUCUCUUCAUACAUCUACCACCUCGUCAACGACCUCGUUGCGGUGCGGCACACCACCCUCUCAGUACUCCACGACUUCGCCGCAGACGGCGUCGCCUACCUCGAGCUGCGAACCACCCCGCGCGCCCUGCCCAAGUCAGACCUCUCAAAGGCGGACUACGUCGCGGCCAUCCUGGCCGUCAUCCGCGAGCACGAGGCGCAGCCGGGCAACACGCUGCACACCAGGCUGAUCCUGUCGGUGGACCGGCGCAACACGCCCGCGGAGGCGGCCGAGGUCGUCGAGCUGGCGCGGCGGUUCCGGGGCGGCGGCGGCGUCGUCGGCGUCGACCUGUGCGGCGACCCGCUGCGGGGCGGCGUCGCGGCCCUGCAGCCCGCGUUCGAGGCGGCGCGCCGGGUCCCCGGCCUGGGCGUCACGCUGCACUUUGCCGAGGCGGAGGCGAGCGGGUCUGAUGAGGAGCUGCUUAUGAUGCUGCGGGAGUGGAGGCCGCAGCGGAUUGGGCAUGUCAUUCACCUUAGUGACCGUGUCAAGAGGGAGGUUGCCACGUACCCCGGUGGGCUGGGGCUCGAGCUGUGUCUGAGCUGUAAUGUCCAUGCUGGGAUGAUCAGUGGUGGGUUUGAGGCGCAUCAUUUUGGGGAGUGGUGGAAGGUCGAUGAAUGCACAGUAGUGCUAUGUACCGACGACGUAGGAGUCUUCGGCAGCCCCCUAUCGAACGAGUACAGGCUGGUGGCUGAGCACUUUGGCCUGUCGGAGCCCCAGAUACGUGCACUGGCAAGGAAGGGUAUCGAGGUCAUCUUCGGCGGGCCCGAGGAGAAGCAGAGGCUGAGGCAGAUCAUGGCUUCGGCGUCAUAA
Diaporthe amygdali is the source of this 1032-nucleotide messenger RNA. RefSeq names its product Adenosine deaminase-like protein. The coding region runs from base 1 to 1032 and encodes 343 amino acids. The transcript is spliced from 5 exons. NCBI's taxonomy places the organism in Eukaryota, Fungi, Ascomycota, Sordariomycetes, Diaporthales, Diaporthaceae. Gene Ontology annotation, biological process: adenosine catabolic process; inosine biosynthetic process. Gene Ontology annotation, molecular function: adenosine deaminase activity. The record is from RefSeq and is a predicted model, not a curated record.